UAUUACAUAUAGGCACCAAUCAUAAUUUAACAAAAACUUGUACUGAAAAUUAUACGUUUUCUUAGAUUUUCACUUUCAUACGGCAAUGAAGUACCAAAAUUUAUCCGUAUUAAUUAUGAUGGUUAUCUGUAGUGAAGCGAAUCGGGUAAAGCGAUUAUCGACACCCGAAUUUUUUGGGCAAGAGACCCUUGAGCUGGCCAAGUAUGUCGUUUCCAUCAGAUCGAGAACACCGGUCAUGUUUUUCGGCGACAAUCACUAUUGUGGCGGUGGUCUUUUAUCGCCCCACUGGGUGCUGACCGCUGCCCAUUGUGUAAUGGCUAAAACCAAAAUCAUGUACAAGCCACGGUGGCUGCUGGUGGUAGCCGGAUCUCCACAUCGACUGCGAUAUGUGGCUGGCAAAACACUCUGCUCACCAGUGUCAAAUCUGUACGUGCCGAAGAACUUCACCAUGCACAACACCUAUAACAUGGCGCUGAUACAACUUCAGGAAAAAAUGCCCACCGACGAUCCACGGAUUGGAUUUCUUCGUCUGCCAAGUGAAGCGCCUAGAAUUGGUAUCUACCACUCUGUUCUUGGCUGGGGAAGAAUGUAUAAAGGCGGACCUUUAUCAGUGACAAUAUACCAGUUGGAGGUGUCGCUCUUGGAUAAGGAGGUGUGUAAGACGCACUUUCGCCACUACAGCGAAGGAAUGAUGUGUGCUGGAAAAAAUAAUUGGACGAUUGACGCUGAUCCGUGCAGCGGCGACAUCGGAUCCCCGUUGGUAAUGGGAAGGGUGAUUGUCGGCAUAGUCGCCUAUCCAGUUGGCUGCGGAUCCACUACUAUUCCGUCCGUCUAUACGAACGUAUACAGUGGCAUUAAGUGGAUCAGGAAUACGGCCUAUGGGUUUUCCAGCACUAACAAGCCAAUACCAUUCAUCAUUCUGCUGAUGAUUUCACUAGCCCAUCUUACAUUGAAAAACUGGGCUUAGAUAAAAAACUAAAUUUGUAUAUUUACAGAUUUUCAAGUCCCA
Molecule: messenger RNA, 1009 nt
Organism: Drosophila gunungcola (fruit fly)
Lineage: Eukaryota; Metazoa; Arthropoda; Insecta; Diptera; Drosophilidae
Product: trypsin eta
Exons: 3
Coding region: 86-967 (293 amino acids)
Biological process (GO): proteolysis
Molecular function (GO): serine-type endopeptidase activity
Source: RefSeq, a predicted model, not a curated record